Drosophila hydei is the source of this 1594-nucleotide messenger RNA. RefSeq names its product N-alpha-acetyltransferase 80 (gene Naa80). The coding region runs from base 475 to 1011 and encodes 178 amino acids. The record is from RefSeq and is a predicted model, not a curated record. Gene Ontology annotation, cellular component: cytoplasm. Gene Ontology annotation, molecular function: N-acetyltransferase activity; acetyl-CoA binding. Gene Ontology annotation, biological process: protein acetylation. Lineage: Eukaryota; Metazoa; Arthropoda; Insecta; Diptera; Drosophilidae. The transcript is spliced from 3 exons.
UAUCAACAAGGUGGCAACAUACCAUCGCUCCACACACAUGAAAAUAUUAAGCAAAAUGUUUAAAAAUAAAACAAAGCGUAACGGCUGCAGUUUAAAUUAAACUCAUAUUUGAAUUAAAACAUAGAGGCAGGGCUAACUCAUACAUAUCAAACCAAUUCUUUUGUACAAAAUCAACCAACCGUAUACUGUUGUUAACGUCAACACCGUCACUGCCGCCACAAAUACAAAUACACAAACAUUAUCAUCAACAUCAAUUGUAUAUUAAACAUUUUGCUCGGCCUGCGGAACUUGGCCCAUUUCUGCGGAUCGCCAGAAUUGGAAACUAUAUCAGUACGCUUUGUACAUUUCGUCGUGGCGCUCGUGAGGAACAACAACGCAAAGAGCAACGAGUGCUCGAAAUGAUUUUGUCACACUUUGGUAGCCUGAUGCUGGCACAACAACCGUCGGCCCAAUUAGUUUAUCAGUUAAGGCGAUAUGCGUUAUAUUAAACCGGAGCCGUACUAUGAGGGGCUUCCACCGUUCAAUGUUUCUGGCAGUCCGUUCAAUGUGGUGCCAAUACACAACGCUCCCGAGCUAAUGAAGGAUACAUGCGCGCUCAUCAACUCCGAAUGGCCGCGCUCCGAGACUGCACGCAUGCGCUCUCUGCAAGCUUCUUGUGAUACUCUGCCUUGCAGCCUGGUCCUGACCACGGAGGGAAUGUGCCGUGUGAUAGCGCACUUGAAGCUGAGUCCCAUCACAUCCAAAAAGAAGGCUUGCUUUGUGGAGUCUGUUGUUGUGGACAAGACGUAUCGUGGCCAAGGCUUUGGAAAGUUGAUAAUGAAGUUUGCCGAGGACUAUUGCCGUGUGGUGCUCGACUUAAAUACCAUUUAUUUGUCGACCAUCGAUCAGGAUGGUUUCUACGAACGCAUUGGGUAUGAGUACUGUGCACCUGUUUCUAUGUAUGGACCGCGCCACUGCGAGCUGCCAAGCUUACAAAAUCUAAACAAGAAAUACAUGAAGAAGGUCUUAUAGACGUCAGCACCAGUAGUAGUAGUAGUAUUGGCCUAACCAAGCUGCGAGCGCUUCCAACUUGACGUGGAGCGGAGCGUGUCAGUUAAACUAGUCAAAUUGGGCAAACGCUUGGGCUUCGGCCUUAACAUAUAUAAUAUAUAUAUAUAUAAAUACUGUCCAGCGGUAGAGCCGUCACAGCCUUUAAGCGUUUGCUUCUGAUUCCAUUACGAUUACAAAAGAAAAACCGUAAACAUUCAUAUUACGCUCGUGUUGAUUUUUAAAUAUUACUUUCCGCAUGUAUUUUUUGUUACCUUUAUCGGACAAUGCUUUAAUACACACAAAUUAUUAGCGUGUUAUAAAAUAUAUUGCUCAUAAUAUAUUUAUGUUAAUUUAGUUUUGUGUUAUUAUUAAUUUAUGAUUAUGUUCUUAUGAUUUGUUGUGGUGUUAUUUGCUCGAACGCUAACUAGACAUUAUCUACCUACAUAUGAUAGCUCAAUUAUCUUCCAAAUAACCGUAGCAUAGAUAUACAUAUCGAGAUUGGAAACAUAGCAUUAAGCAACAAAUGUAUGGCAAUAAAUUAUAUUAAAGUUGUAGACAUUUUAAA